GCAUGUGCUGGCAGAGUGAGCUGUAGGCUACGUCGGCGAACGAGAGAGUUUGGUGACAGUCGACAGAAUACGAGGAAGAGGCGGGUGAGAAGAGGAAUGAAGGGAUGGGAGGAGGAAGGAAAGAGUAUGAUGAUAUACAAACACACAGAUUGAAGCACAACCUCACACACACACACACACAUAGAUACAACCACAGAUACUUGGUUAAACACACACAUGCACAACAAUGUUGAACCUAAAAAAAAUUGAGAGAAAAAAAAAACUCGCGUAGGCUCGUGGCGUGGAGUCUUUCAGCGGGGUUAAAAUCUUACUCCCGCAUCUCUGGUACGCUCUGUCACGCACGGGCAUACACACAUUCGUUUAUCAACCACACACAUACACACGCACGCGCGUCCAUUUUUUUUUUUAAAUUCUUCUUCUGGUUCCGUUAGCGCGUCAACGCAGACUUUUACUCAGCGGGAGUCAUAAGGAAGAGUUUGGGUGGAAUAAUGUCGUGGCUCAGUGAAGCAUGACAAACUGUUUGGUCCCGCACGGAACUAUCGACAACCGCUGCGUAGUUCUUUGUGACACCACGCCAGGGAGCUACAAAGACUGUUCAGACAGCAUCUUCUUCGUGGCACUGAACCUUCAUGUACUGGACAUGGUCUGACCAGUGGACAUUCUUCAGUUAAGGAUUUACACGACAUAUUUCCACAGAAGUUCAAUUCUAGUAAUUAAUCUUUUUUAAUCUUUUUCACGACUUUGUGCCAGUUUUGAAGAGAACAUUUUGUGAACAAGGAGGAAAACAACAUUUCUUUCAACAGUUUUGGCAAAAAACAAAAGUGAAAUUUCUGAAGUGAAUUGUAAAUAGUGUGUCUUAUUCUUUGGGAGUUUGUUUGUGUCUUGUGAGGCUUCUUUCUAGUUCCGCUGGAAUUUAAAUCCCCACUCCUGACUGCGGUUCAAAACCUCAGCUAUUAAUUACGUUGUUCAGUAAUUGAAUUUCGUCUUUCUUUGCAUUGGACUGUCGAUUUCAUUUGAAUCAGAGCUAACUCAUUUCCAAAUUGUAAAAUCAAACGGAAGGCAAGAUGGUCAACGUGACAUAGUCUACAGACCUGGCCUGGAUGUUUUUGUGUACAGAUAUUGCCAAAGUGUAGCAUUUCAAUAUAUGGAUUAAAAACUUAGCCCACUGGCUUUUGAGGAGAUUUGUACAUUACAUGUUUAGUGUCAUCUUGACGACAUCGGCGCUACGUCAUACCAUGCUAUGACGUCACUAUGACGCUGAGACACGGUCGAUAUCUGCUGCGGGUCUAGGUGUAACAUGUCGUCAGCACGAACUCUGUUCACUCCCAUCAGACGAAGCUCUAUGUACGCUGCUCACAUCGCCUUGACCUUGGUGCUGACUCUUGCUUGGCAAUGCUGCCUUGGAUUUUCUUUCAACGGCUCUACCCAGAAGGAAGAGAGAAUGACGGAUGUAGCUGCCCAGGAAGGGGAUACUGCAAAGUUCCUGUGUCCCAUCACCACACUGGCCAGGAACCUUGGUAAGAACCAGAUCACAGUAUACUGGACGUUUGGAGGACGUCGCAUUGAGAUUGACCCAGAUAUGGAGGAAGAGGGUCAUUACGCCUCCAAAGCCUUUGAGGGCCGUCAGGUCCUGGUGAUAAACAAGAUCAGGACCGACGACGAGGGGGAGUACGGCUGCGUGGUGUCGGUCAGCGACUGGACUGGUAAAGCCGUAGGGAAACUGACAGUGUUAAGAGCUCCAGAUCCGCCACACGACGUGCGCGUCAUCAGUUGCUACGGCAACACCGCGGAGCUGUCAUGGCAGCCUGGAAAAUCCAAUGGCGCAGAGAUUCAGCAGUUCGUGUUGCAAUACACUCUGAAGGAGAAGCCGGACACCUGGUUCGACUUUUACGAUGAGGUUAGCGGGGACAAGAACACCUCCUACGUGGAAAUACCGCCUUACGGAACGUACAUGUUCCGCGUCCUGGCCCGAAAUGCAGUUGGAGUCAGCCGGCCCAGCACAGUGACGUCCAGGGAUUGCACCACACCGCCGGACAGGCCGGACAGAAAUCCCAUCAAUGUACUCACCAAGACAGAUAAAAAAGGUUUUCUUGUGAUAGAAUGGGAGCCUCUUCCCAGAUUACUUUUCCACGGCCCUGGCUUUUGUUACAUGGUGUUGUGGAGGCGGAAAGGUAGUCUGGCCUGGAACUCAGCUGUGGUCAAUGGCACAUUUGCUUCCAGGUACGAACAUGAGGUAGACGAAAUAUAUGGACUUUUUGAAGUGCAGGUGAAGUCAAAAAAUGACAUGGGUGAGGCACACCAGCCGGCAUUUAUUUAUCUGGGCCGCAGCUUUGAAGCAGAACCCCAAGUUAUCAUUAGUGGAUUUCAACAGGAUCCAAGCCGGCCUUUCUCAGCCAACACAGCUUAUUUCAAAUGGGAACAUGUUGAUCCGGAAGACAAAAGAAUGCAUGGAAAAUUUAGGGGCUACAAGCUUCUAUACUGGAAGUGGAACGACAGUGAGAACAAUAAAAAGCAUGUCUUCAUACCUGAUACAUUUCCUUCCUUGGAACCAGGGUCACAGUUCAAGGCUGCACUCUCUGAUCUUCCCGCGUAUUCCACCUUUCACGUGCAGGUUGUGGUAGUCAACACUCACUAUCACGGGCCCCCGAGUGACACAGUUCAAGUCUUCACCCCAGAGGGAUUGCCUGAUGCCGUGCAAGGCCUUUUCGCAGUCACCGUGACAUCAGACAGUGUCACAUUAAGAUGGCUCCCUCCCGAUAGACCUAAUGGGCUGAUUCUCGGAUAUGACAUUGGAUAUCAAAUAGUGACAGGAAACAAUUUAGGACCCAUGGUCAAGGCUAAGUCCUCCUCUAUGACACCUACGUCAUUGCAAGCCAGAGUAGAUAAUCUCAAACCCAAUGUGCGGUAUAGAUUUAGUAUUGUUGGCAGAACUCAGGCAGGUAAAGGGGAUGUGGCCUAUAUUGAUGUCCGGACAACCAAUCGCACCAUUUCUGCAGAAACAAGUGGCAGCACGCUGUUUAGGGCUCACAAUGACAAGCCCAGUGCUUUCGAUUCAAGUCCAGAGAACUCAAGCUGGAGCAGCAGAUGUAGGAGUUACUUGCCGCUAGUCUAUUUCUCAGCACUUCUGGUCUUCCACAACAUUGUAGACAUAUUGUGACAUGCUGAGACUUUUCUAUGAUUUGUUUAAAAUCCUAGAAGUUGAUAUUUUAUGUAUGAUACUAGUCGUACAAUCAAGUUUGGUGAUGAAACUAUUUGAUGUAUUAAUGUAUAUAGGUUUAUUUAUAGAGUUUAUACUCAAAAUCUGCACUGCAGAAAUAAAUUCAAUAUCUUAUUCUGUUUAAAUGUAAAAAGCCUGUGUAUUUUCUAACUGCAUUAUACGCUUCUUUGAAAAAUAAAGAUGUGGCUAUCGAUAUUAUAUAUUUUUUAAAAAGUUAUAGUUAUGUGAUUUUUGAAUAGAAUUUGAUUUUUAGCACCUGAUCUGCAUAUGACCAUUUUUAAGUCUUUUGCUUUAUUGAUAAUUUAGACUUUUUUUUUUCCUUACAUCAUCUACAAAUAUUUGUUGACUUUUUUUAUCAAUUAAAUUUUUAAAAAUUUGAAUGAGUAAAUUUUAAGUUUUAUAGGCUCUUAAUUUAAACCAUUGCCAUGAAUGGUUUCAGCACAUCGAAUACACUAGACUUGUCAAAAGCUUACUUUUACUUCAAUCAUAAUUCAAAUAAUUACAAACUUGAAUUCUAUCAAUUAUCUGUAACAUACACUUUUGCAUGACAUUCUUAAAAUCAUGUACAGUCAGAGCAUACAUUUCACAUGUUUCUUUAAAUAAAGCCUCACAAAUUUUUUUUUUCUUUGUAUUCAUUGAUUCCUUUAAAUAAUUUGAGCUAAUUAAAUUUUUUUUUAAAGUACAAACCUGAUAUAUAUGAGGUAUUAUAAACUGUGCAAUAGCUAUUUAUUGAUGUAAUUUCAUUUGGUUUACAUAUAUAUUGUCUGAAUGCAUAAAUAUAUUUCUCAGAAAUAUUGUUAUAAUAUAAAAAAACUAUGUGAAAUUUCUUGUUCUUAUAAAACAAAUUAUACAAAUAAUUAAAAUAUUUCACAAUAUUUAUAUAAAAUCUAUUUAAUAUAAAAUUAGUUUCUUGACAUGCCUAUGGUAACUCUUACUAUCAAGGAGGGAAUAAUCGAACUGAAGGUAUUUAUUACCUAUAUAAUAUAUAACUAUUUCUAAAUGACAUAAAAAGUAAAUAAUACUGGUAUAUAUUUUUUAGUCCCAAAGAAUGUACUGUGCCAGAUUUCUGAACUUUUGUCUAUUAAAACUUUUGAGGACUAAAAUUAGUUUACAAACGUAGCAGUUCAUUAAAAAAAAUUGUUAUAUUUACAGUGGAGUUUGUCAAAUGCUUUAAAGUUUUAAAGGCUAAGCCUUUUUUGACAUGUAUAAUUAUUAGAACCAAAUAAUUAAUCAAUCAAUUAUAUCAGUCAAGGAUGGCUGUCUGGUUGUACAAUAUGCUCACUGGACAGUUGUUCAGUUGACUUGAUAGUCCAGGGUUCAUCCCCUGUCCACUGCCAUUCCCUCCCUGUGGGAGGUUUGGACUAGGAUGUUAAUUAUCUUCAAGUCUGAAGGAGCAUCCGUAACAUGUCCAACAUUUUAGAAACAAACAUUAGUGAUACUUAAAAGUUUCUUUUUUUUCUUUCAAAGCUCCUACUAAAUUGUGAUUCUAAGGCUUUCAUGCUUACUGAAUGUGGCCAAUUGUUUUUUGUAAGAUGUAUUUAUGUUUAGUUUAAAAUGUUUAUGCUCCUUUCUGUGUAUUUUCUUAAACAGGCAUAUUUUCAUGUUUUAAUUGUAAAUAUUUGAAAAAUAUUAAGUUAUUUGAAUCAUUUUUCAUUUAGUGAUUAUAAAUAAAGAUGGAUGUCUUGUGAAUAUGUUGUAUAAAUGUUUGGGAUAUAAUAGGGUAUAAAUAUUUUAAGUAAUGCUUAAAUUUGUUUCUUUUUUAGUGGUAUGCAAAUGUUUCAUUUUAUGAUUGCCAAUAAGAAAAUAUGUGAUAAUUUCAUUAUGUCCUAAUGGAUUUCAAAUGUUCUCUAAUACUCUAAAACAUUGCUGACAUAUCGGAAAUUAUAAUCAUUACAUCAUUCUUUACUUCUUCUUUGUCACAUCUCACCAAUUUGAAGGUGGACACAAAUUUCUGAAUUUCUUUCAAUUUUCUUUUAAAUUGUCAUAUAGAGGCAGUAAGAGUUGUCUGGUCAUCUUGCUGGUGAUUGCAGGGUUUGAACCCUACCUGCUGUCAUCCUCUGCUAUUCUGCAGAAGUUUUGGGCUAGGAUAUAAUAAUCUUCAAUUGUGAAGGAACAUCUGAAACUUGUAAAACAAGUACAUUACAGCAUAAUUAGAAUGUAGAACUAUGUGAAACCUUGAUAUUGUCUAAUAACAGAAUUUUUUUUUCCAAGGAAAUCAAAACAAGAUUUAAUGUUCUGAAAGUUUUCUUAAUGUUACUUGAUAUGUGAAUUCUAAAUCUAAUAGAAUUGAGAGAUUCUUUAAUAUAUUUAUGCAGGCCAAUUUUUUAUUUGUUCAGUCAGAUAUACAAGCAUAUUUUCUUGAAAACAAACUUAAUCUUAUACUUCUUAAUCUUUUACGUCAUUCUGAAGUGUGUUAUUUCCCCAUUUUCUUGUUUAAUUUAAACUUUCAUUCAAUGUACCCACCCCUUCUUUGGAAAAGAAAAAAACUUUUUUUUUGUCAAACAUAUUUUGUAUAUUAAGAGCCAGUUAUGUUUAAGUGAAAAUAUCAUUUUCAAAUCAAGUUUUUAUUUAUUUAGCUCCGAAUGUCUAUUUUUGUGGCCUAAAUGUUGGAGUGUAAAUAAAUCAUCCAGGCCCAACUUUGUCCUUGUUAUCUUUUUAACCUUUGACCUAUGCUCACCUUCAACCAUGGUUGUGACAUGUUCAUCAUGACAGAAUUCAUCACUAGCCUAUAAAAUGUAUAUUGAAUAAGAAAUGUAUAUUUUAAAAAAAUUUCAACAUUUUAAAAACUAUUAUGUUUGUUCAAACAUUUGAUUGAAUAUUAUGAUUUUUUUUUCUCUUUGCUAAAGGACAUCCUGCUAUUGACAUCCAGCUGUUGGACGUGAAAAAGCUUUUUUCUUUCCAUGUAAUAAUUGUAAUUUUAGAGAUAUAAAUAAAUAAUAAUUUUUCUUUCAUUAUUUAGGAAAAAAGACUAUUUACAUUUUAAAAUAAAUUUUUAGACAUCAAAAAUAAAAUAUACACUAUUUAAAUUAAGAAUAUUUUGUUUAGACUUUGCAAUAUUCUAACAAUAUAACUGGUGGACCUCAAUAAAUACAUGUAGGAUUAUGAUACUAACAUUAUUUAUUCAAAUACUCAUAAAGGUUGUUAAACAAUAGAAAGUAUUGUGUUCUUUGUUUGAAUUAUUUAUUCCUUUGUGAAUGGAUAUCAUUUUUACAAUACUUUGUAGGGACUAAACAUUUAAGACACAUAACAAGUUUUAAUGAAGUACAUUAUUAUAGCCCGUGCUGGGGUAUUACAUGUUGAUGUCAAUAGUCUAUUUGGACGUCAUUUUAUUUAUUUGCAUUUUCUGGUCUGCCAUUACGAGCAUACAAUGAGAUCUAAAUUUAAAAUACUUUCCUAUUGAAAGAGGAUUCAUUCGUUCCAUAUUUAAUAGAAAGCCAUUCCAGUUUUUUAGUUUACCUUUUUUUUCCUCUUUCAAUAUUACUUGAAAGAAUCAAUAAUCUUAAAAGGGAGGAUUCGAAAAUACAUUAUCGGUUAAUGCCCUUGCUGGCUAUCAAUGUGCCGCUUGGGGGCGUGUAUGCUUUCAAUCCAUUAAAGUUUAUUGCAUAAUGUCAUUAUUUAUUUGUUUUUCAUUCUUUUUUCUUUAAGAAGAUUACCUUUUUAUAUUUAAA
Messenger RNA from Biomphalaria glabrata, 6885 nucleotides. Its product is annotated as neuroglian-like. The transcript is spliced from 11 exons. The coding region runs from base 1298 to 3157 and encodes 619 amino acids. The record is from RefSeq and is a predicted model, not a curated record. NCBI's taxonomy places the organism in Eukaryota, Metazoa, Mollusca, Gastropoda, Planorbidae. Gene Ontology annotation, molecular function: protein binding.